GCCAACUGUCUCGUAGUUCGGGUUUGCGGGCCGGUCCUUUGCGAAACUUUUCGGGUACACGCCUGGCCCUGAGUAAUGUUAUCGAGAUUGGCGGCGAGAAAUACGAAAGCGAUUCACAGACCAACGCCAAACGAACAAUUUUGGAUAAGCUGGGACGAAAUUUACUUCAUCUGGUAUAA
Molecule: messenger RNA, 179 nt
Organism: Sphaeroforma arctica JP610
Lineage: Eukaryota; Ichthyosporea; Ichthyophonida
Exons: 1
Source: RefSeq, a predicted model, not a curated record